UGCUUCCCUGCUAACGGUCUGCGCAUUGACUACAACUCUUUGUUUGCCGACCAUCGAAAAGUUGAUUCGGACACUUGUUGUGCGCAGCUCCUUUGACGGGAACAUUGCAGUCAAUUGCUCCCGAUUCCGGCGUCGUCGCGACAAAGUAGAGCUUUUCUCGCCUCUUGAGCACGCGCGAUCGCGAGAAAUCCCCAUAUGGCAUCGUCCUGAGCGGACGCUGGCGACCAUGUCUACUUCCACGGACAUGAACAGCGACACCAGCCCGCCCUCGCAGAAGCGGCAAAGAGCAAAACAAGCCUGCGAACCAUGUCGUCUACGCAAACGUCGUUGCGACGGCAGCAUGCCCUGCAACAUGUGCACGCAAUUCGAGUACAAAUGCUUCUUCGAGAAACAUUCCCGCAAGCGAUCUAAGCUGGUCGAUCAUGCCCAAGCGGAGCAAAUUUCCCCGGUCAAGGUCGAGUCGCCGGUGGAAGUUCGCCAGGGUGUGGAGGAGUCGUCGAAGAUGCGAUCCAUGGAGGCGAAUUCGGGCAUUGCCUUCACGCGCGUCUUGGGCAUGCGCCUCGACCCCUCUUCUGGACCCAAAUUGUUCACGUUUGGCUGGAACUUAGGCAUUGGCUACACGGAGUCGGCGCCGGGCGGUCCUCCGGUCACGUCGUUUCUCAGUCAAGACCAGAUGACCAUUCUAGCACAGCGAUAUUUCGAAGUGCUCCAUCCUGUCUAUGGCUUUCUCGACAAGGAUUGGGUGAUGAACGGCAUCACUGCUCGUUGGAAAGUCGACCAAGCAUGCAGCGUACCUGACCAUAUUUUCUGUGGUAUAGCUGCGCUCGGAUUGCUCUUCUCGACUGCCGAGUUGUCGCCCCUUCUUACCAGUCUGGUUGAAUCACAACGGCGAGCGUUGGAGAAUUCAAGUAUCAUGAGGCCUCCGUGCCUAAAGGAUAUUCAAUCUUGGAUACUGCAAUGCAUUUUCCUCCGAGCGGCCGACCAUCCGCACUCCUCAUGGAUAGCGUCUUGUACCACGAUGCAUCUCAUCGAAUCUAUUGGUCUGCAGGAGGAGGUGAGCAGUUCAGUGCUCCAUCCAGCCGUAAGCGACAGCCAUGACGACCCCGAGAUCCGUCGAAGGACGUUCUGGGUGGCGAGGAUGAUCAACUCUUGGGUCUCAUUCGAGUAUGGCCGCAACCGGGUCGCAGUCCGUGGUAUCACAGCGUCCUUCCCAACCUCGGAGGAGGGCGAUUAUACCACCGAAUACCUCAACCUAUACAGCAUAUCCUGCUGCCUCGACCCCGAGCAAGCAGACAGGUCUCCCCAAUGGGAGGAAUAUCUCGCGCAGGUCGACGCGCAUGAAGCGUCACAUCCCGCAAUCAUGCUUUCAAAAGCCAAUCUCGCCCUCUGCGGCUACCGUCGCUUACGAAUCGCAUGCCCGAACCUCUCCCCCCGCGCCACAGAAAGGAUCAUCCAGCUUGGUCUUCAAGGGCUAACUGCUGCGCGCUCCAUGGCCGAGAAGAAACUCUGCUGGUGGCAUGUCUCCAACGUGCCCUUCCAAGUGAUCUGCGUCUUCCUCGCCAUGGAUGUGCGGGAAGCGCUCUGCCACCUCGGCACCGCGAUGCGCACAUUGGAAUUUGUCGUCGCACAAUUUGGCACUGUUGCUAUCAAGGAAGUUCUCAAGACAGCACGGUUCCUGGUCCGUCUGUCGAAGAAGCGCAAAGACGAGGAUUCGGAGACGCUGGCUCUGACGUUAGACCGGGACAGUGUGGAUGCCGAUCCAAGGCCGCCGGUCGCGAACAACGCGGUGCCGUUGUCACUCGAUACCACUGCUGCGGCUAUGCAGGCGAUGAACUAUGUGCCAAAUGGGACGCCAUUGGGCAAUGGGGUCCCCACUCAUAGCAGCGAAGAUUGGAGUCUGGAUAUCCUGAGCAACCCCAAUUUCGACUGGAAUUUCUUCCUGACCGCGGAGAUGCCGGCCCUGCAUGGUGUUGCUCCGGACGGCACCAUGUGAAGCGCAGUGCAAUGGCAAUCCCUUCUCACAUGUCCAUAUACACAUCGUUUGACGACUUCUCGCCGCGACCGUGGCGUCGGUCACAAUUUGUACCAUAACCACUGUCCCCGAAACAUCAAACUGCGCGGUCAGUCCGGAUUGACAGGUUUACGACAGCCACUCUCAUACAUUUGCGGAGGAGCACAUGCUUUUAUACUACGGUGCACAUUUUGAGGACAGGUCAGUUGAAGUGAGAUCCACGCGAGACAUGACAAAAUUGAUGAAUUUCGAUCCGCAGUCAUGAGGUUCUUUCCAGCUGAUUCGCACAUUUCGAGUCAUGAAGAAUAUUCGGAUAGACGAUCCAGAUCCUCGGCGAAUCAGCAAAAGCACUAGAUUUUCGCCUGAUAGCGAGUCUCGGC
Messenger RNA from Dissoconium aciculare CBS 342.82, 2391 nucleotides. RefSeq lists its product as uncharacterized. Gene Ontology annotation, molecular function: DNA-binding transcription factor activity, RNA polymerase II-specific; zinc ion binding; DNA binding. NCBI's taxonomy places the organism in Eukaryota, Fungi, Ascomycota, Dothideomycetes, Mycosphaerellales, Dissoconiaceae. Gene Ontology annotation, biological process: response to xenobiotic stimulus; DNA-templated transcription; regulation of DNA-templated transcription. The record is from RefSeq and is a predicted model, not a curated record. The transcript has 3 exons. Bases 227 to 1993 code for a protein of 588 amino acids.